This is a messenger RNA of Rotaria sp. Silwood1, 4209 nucleotides long. Lineage: Eukaryota; Metazoa; Rotifera; Eurotatoria; Philodinida; Philodinidae. The record is from the annotation of a GenBank genome assembly.
AUGUGUCCUUUACAACUACAUCUACUUUAUCAUCGACGUAUAGUAAUUCCAUUGUCAAUAAAAACAAAACAAUAUUUGCAUGAUCAAUUAAUUCACUUGACCGAACAAUUUUCUUCGUUAACAUUACCUAGUACAGAUCGAAUUAUGCGUGAAAUUUAUAUGCAAUCACUAAAUACAUUUAUUAUUGAAAAACGUAAUUUAACUGAACUUGUUCAUGAAAUGGCAAAUUAUACAAAUCGUGCUAUUAUGAAAAAAUUAGAAGCUAUUAGAAAUUUAGUUAAUAUAAGUGAACAAUCGUAUAGAAGAUUUGCUGAAACCGAUGAAACAAUUCGAAAUGCUACUGCUAAAUUUAUGGCUAAAUAUGGAUAUUUCAGUUCCAAACAUGUGAUUAAUGUUACAAUAAAUAGUACAAAUGAAAAUUCAUCAUCAAUCACAACAACAACAACAUCAACAACAACAACAUCAUCUACAACAUUAGAAAGUAGUUCAUUACCAAUGAUAACAUUAGAUGAACUAUCAACAGGAGCUUCAUAUUCAACAAGUACGAAUAUGAAUGAAGACAUAUCUAAUGAUUUGAUUCAACCAACAAGUGAUUUGGAAAGUGAAUACAAAGCAUUAGAAAAAGAAUUAUUUAUUCAACAAAAGAAACAUUUCGGCGGCGCUUUUGUCAAUAUAACACAUAGUACAGUACAUGUUCCAACAAUUAUUUAUUCUUUGAAUCGAGAAAUUCUAUUAACAGCAAAUUGGUCUUAUAAUCUCAAUCAAGCAUUCAUUGAUAAUUAUAAUCAUGAUCCGGAAUUAACAUGGCAAUAUUUCUGUAGUCAAACAGGUCUUUAUCGAGUAUGGCCAGGGCAUAUAUGGGAAUACCCUGAAGACGAUACAGAUAGAUUAGAUUUAUUUGAUUGUCGAGUACAAAAUUGGUAUAUUCGAGCAACAUCAUCACCACGUGAUGUAAUUAUUUUAAUUGAUGCAAGUGGUUCAAUGACUGGACUAAAAAAAUCAAUUGCUAUACAAACAGUUGAAACAAUACUUGAUACUCUAUCCGAUGAUGAUUUUGUGCAAAUAAUUAAAUUUCAAGAAGAUGCAGAAUUUAUUGAUGAUUGUUUUCAAGGCGGACUUGUUCAAGCAACAUUUGAGAAUCGUCAUAAAUUUCGUGCAUCACUUAAUAAUCCUAUUGUCACAAAAGAUAUAGCAAAUUUUUCUAAAGCACUUAUCAUGGCAUUUGAUAUAUUAGAUAGUGCACGCAGAAAUAUAUCUCGAACAGAAAAUGCUAGAUUAUUAUGUCAAUGUCAUUAUUUAUCAACAGACAAUCAAACUGAAGCACAACGUGAAGCUUUUUGUCCAUCAGAUUUUAAUGCCAAUAUUUAUGAUGGAGAUGAACAACCAUUUUUGGAUAGUACAGGAUGCAAUAAAAUGAUAAUGAUUGUUACUGAUGGUGCUACAGAAACAGCUUUAAAUGUUUUUCAAAGUCGAAAUUGGUAUCCAAAUAACAUUUCCACAUGUCAUCCAAUUGAAACACGAGUAUUUACAUAUAUGAUUGGAAGAGAAUUAGGAGAUCCGAAACAUAUUCGAUGGAUGUCUUGUGCUAAUAAAGGUUAUUUUGCUCAUGUAUCAACUUUAGAAGAUAUUCAAGAAAAUGUUGAAGAUUAUAUUCCAGUAACAGCACGUCCAAUAGCUAUGUAUAAUGAUCAUGUAACUGUAUGGAGUAGUGUUUUUCUUGAUGUUGAAAGAACAUUACCAAUAAAAACAUAUAAAUGGUUUCCAUUUAAAUUUACCGAUUUAUCAAUAUCAAUGGAUGAAUUUAAAAAUAAAUCUAAACCUGUUAAUUUGAUGAUUUCCAUUGCACAACCUGUUCUUAAUCCACCGUAUCAUGCACGUGAUGAGACAAUUCUAUUAGGAGCUGUUGGUGUUGAUAUUCCAGUUAAACUUUUACAAGAAUUUUCACCUAAAUAUCGACUUGGUGUUCAUGCUUAUGCAUUUAUGAUUAAUCAUAAUGGUUAUCUCAUGUUUCAUCCUGAUUUACGACCUGUGUUGGGUCCAUAUCGUAAACAAAAUUAUCAUUCAAUUGAUUUAGAUAUGGUAGAAAUUCCAGAUACUCUUAUGAAAUUUGUACAUCCUUUACCAGCAAGUAAAAUUCAAAAAAUACGAAAAGAUAUGGUUUUAUCAAUUGCAAAUAAACGUUCAGCAAGAGUUAAAAAACAUUUAGAUGAUAUGAGACGAAUAGAAGAAGUUGAACAAAAAUAUUACUAUGCAACAUUAGGAGAUAAAGAAUCAAAUCCAUUUAGUUUGGGUAUUGCUGUACGUUUUCCUUAUGGUGAAUUUCAUGUUCGAACAAUUGAACCUGAUACAGAAAAAGUUAAAACAGCUCUUCGUUUUAUUCUUCAACGAAAUGUUCGUAUUGCUGAUUGGAUUUAUUGUAAUUCAACAGCUGAGGAUGAUAUUGGCGAUACAGAAGAAUCAUUUCGUGGUUAUUUAAAAGAAAAAAUUGAAACUAAACAUAUUGGUUCAUGUCCCUAUAAAGCUAGUCGACAAUUAAUAUAUAUGAUGAUUGAAGAAUUAUAUAUAAUGAGUAAAUUUGAAAAUUGGACAAAAACUGGUAUAGCGGAUCAUGAACAUCAAAGACCAUUAGAUCAAUCAGCUUAUUUUGAUUUUAAAGAAUAUCAACGUGAAAAUCAUUUACAUUGGAUAUUUUUAGGAACACGUUCAGGUAUAACAGCUUAUUGGAGAUUAUAUGAUUUAGCUAAUGAAGAACAUAUACGACAAUUUGCGGAUACAAAUCCAAAUUCAAUUGAAUCAAGUUAUUAUGAACGAACAAUAAAUGCCACUUAUACUUAUGGUGCUGAUCAUAUACAUGGUAAUUAUCAUGUUUAUUCACUUUUUUAUGGAAUAUCAAAUAUACUAGCAACAAAUUCACAAAUGAUUUUUGAAAAUCAUACAAAUACAACAGAAAGUUAUAUGGAAUCAUCAACACCAACGACAUCAUCACAUAGAUAUUUAGUUAUAACAACAGCUAUAUGGAUGAAUAAAACAUCAAAUCGAUCGAAAGUUGCACAAAAUGUUCCAUUUGGAGUUUUUGGAAUUAUGUUACCAUAUAAAACAGUUCGUUCAAAACAAUUUUCAAAUCUUUGUGCUCAACUGGAGACGGGUAUAUGUUAUAUUAUUGAUGAAAAUGGAUAUAUUAUGUUUAUAAAUCAACAAGAAGGAAACGAUCGAGCAGAUGAUAUUGGUAAAUUUUUAGGUGAAUUUGAAGGAGCAAUUAUGCAAGAUCUUAUAGCGAAAAAAAUUUUUUCAGAAGUAAAAAUGGUCGAUUUUCAAGGUGUUUGCUUACAACGUCAAAUGCGAUCAGAAAAAAGUUCUGGUCAUCAUUUUCGUGGUAUUCUUCAAACAAUUUCAAUUAUGUUUUGGAAUAUUAUCAAUCAUUUAGCAAUGAUACUUAUUCGUGACAUAAUAUUUUUUCCUCAAUGGUCUUAUGCAACAAAAAAACCUAAUACCAUCAAUCAAACUUUAAUUAACGAUAAACCUAUACAAAAAACUCAUAUACGAGAAAGUCUUAGUAAUAUUCUCUUAACACAUAUUGAUUUUCGUCAUCCAAUAUUACAUCAUAAAAUAUUGAAUUCAACAAAAGAUGAAGAAACUAUUGAAAAAGUUCCUGAACCAUGUAUUGAAGAAUUUAAUUUAUAUGUAUCAACAUGGCAAGGAUGGCGAGGACCAUUACCAUCAAAAGAUAAUAAAAUAACAUGGGAACAAGUCGAACGUGAAAAUACAAUAUAUGGUACAGUUACUUGUACUCCUUCGAUUAAAGAAUAUACAAAAAAUUUUGAAGACUUAUAUGAAAAUGAAACUAAUGGUACGAAUAGUUCAACAAUAGUACCACCCGUAUAUGUUCCUGAAUCAUACAGUUAUUCGAUAUCAAAAAUUCCAAAGAGCAAUUUAAUGUUGCUAUAUGCAAAUCAUUCCAAAGAAGCAUCUUUAAUAUGUGAACCAUUAAUAAUAAAACGUAAACCAGUUGAAUUUACGACUGAUGAAUGGUGUACACGUUUAAAAACUACACCAUAUCGUGAACGACCACAUAAAUGUUUUUUUGUCCAUGAAGGAGAAAAAAAACCAUUAUUUUCAAAAUGUUCUAAUGCUAAUCAAUUAACUCAACGAUAUUCAUUUGUUAUGUUAACUGUAAUUAUUACUGAACUAUAUUUUUUUUUUACUACAUAA